This is a messenger RNA of Toxoplasma gondii ME49, 1149 nucleotides long. RefSeq lists its product as hypothetical. The record is from RefSeq and is a predicted model, not a curated record. The coding region runs from base 1 to 1149 and encodes 382 amino acids. NCBI's taxonomy places the organism in Eukaryota, Apicomplexa, Conoidasida, Eucoccidiorida, Sarcocystidae. The transcript has a single exon.
AUGGCAGAUUCAGCUGACGUUCCAUGCAGUUACACAGACACUGACGCGGAUGCCUCAAUAUCCAGACCAAAGGUUGAUUUCAACCCUGUUCCGACGUAUAUACGAGACUCUUUGCUGGCAGCGAAAAGGCAACUAGUGGAUGAUCCCCCCAGGACCGGCGACGAGCAUCAAUGGUCGACCGCUUUUUCCACUCCCGUCGCUUCCGUCAACGUUUCAGCCCCUUAUUCUCGAUGCUUUGAAGAUUCGGUCCUCCUUUCGAACUCGGGCAUUCGCCCAGAAGACGUAAAUGCCGCUGCGGAAGCUCCGUGGAACUGUGACCACUGUUUCGUCAAACACGCAGUGCAAGUGAUUGGCAAAGACAACACUGACUUCAUUCGUUACCGCCCCGUCCAUGCAAACGCAGUCCAGGAGAACGCAGAGACGUCGGCGUUAUCAUGGAGCCCAACGUCAGCUGCAUACAUACCCACUUGCGUCGGUCCACAUGAUCAACCAGUUGAUUCUGACAGUUCUUUCCAAGAUGAAGUCACAAGGUUUGCGAGAAAAUAUGCAGAGCAUCUGACGCUCCAUCGACCGGAUUCACGUUCGCCAUCCCCCAAGGGUGUCCCGCUUUCUAUGGUUGGUAUCUUGUACACACAGCAUCUCCUCUCCCGCCAACUAAAUGUCCUCUUUAUUGCUCAGCAAGCUGCUGCCGACUACACCAGUAAUCUGUAUCAGACAGCAUCACGAGUAGUUCUCCUCAAGCGGACACCGCACCCCCAAGCGUCCAUACCGGACGACAAUGGAAUCAUUUAUGCCAGUCUGGCCGAAACUAUCAGGGAAUCUUCCCACGAACAAGAGAAACGUUUUGCACGGUCAAAGGCAGGCAUAACUGCCUUGGUCGCUAGUGAGUUAGAUCUACUGCCGCCUCACACCAGUGUAGAACAGGAAGGCCCGGAUCUGCAGAAUCCGGAGAACGGACACAGACACGUGCAUGUUGGGCAGCCUGUUGGAGGCUUAAUUGAAGACAAAAAGCUGAGAACUCGGGACUACCAGGAAGGUCUCAAAACAAAAGAGGAGACGCCAGCUUCCUGCGCCUUUGGAGAAUGGGUGCAUGAGAGGAAGCGUCUGAACGCCGAGUAUGGUUGCUUUCGGAAUUGUUGUAUUUCUUGA